Rangifer tarandus platyrhynchus (Svalbard reindeer) is the source of this 2319-nucleotide messenger RNA. Lineage: Eukaryota; Metazoa; Chordata; Mammalia; Artiodactyla; Cervidae. The record is from the annotation of a GenBank genome assembly.
AUGGCGACCGAGGGAAUGAUCCUCACUAACCACGACCACCAAAUCCGGGUUGGAGUCCUCACAGUGAGUGAUAGUUGCUUCAGAAAUCUUGCAGAAGAUCGCAGUGGGAUAAAUCUCAAAGAUCUCGUACAAGAUCCUUCUUUGUUGGGUGGGACUAUAUCAGCAUACAAGAUAGUACCAGAUGAAAUAGAAGAAAUCAAGGAAACCCUGAUAGAUUGGUGUGAUGAAAAGGAACUUAAUUUGAUAUUAACAACUGGAGGAACAGGGUUUGCACCACGAGAUGUCACUCCAGAGGCCACAAAAGAAGUAAUAGAACGGGAAGCACCAGGGAUGGCCCUGGCAAUGCUGAUGGGAUCACUUAAUGUUACACCUCUGGGCAUGCUCUCUAGGCCUGUAUGUGGAAUCAGAGGGAAAACUCUCAUAAUUAACUUGCCAGGUAGCAAGAAAGGAUCUCAGGAAUGCUUUCAGUUCAUACUACCAGCCCUACCUCAUGCCAUUGACCUUUUACGUGAUGCCAUUGUAAAAGUAAAGGAAGUUCAUGAUGAACUUGAAGAUUUACCUUCCCCGCCACCACCUCUUUCCCCUCCUCCCACAACUAGCCCCCAUAAACAGACAGAAGACAAAGGGGUUCAAUGUGAGGAAGAGGAAGAAGAGAAGAAAGAUAGUGGUGUUGCUUCAACAGAAGAUAGUUCUUCAUCACAUAUAACUGCAGCAGCCAUUGCGGCCAAGAAGCAUCCAUUCUACACCAGUCCUGCUGUUAUCAUGGCACACGGUGAGCAGCCCAUCCCUGGUCUCAUCAGUUAUUCCCAUGAUGCAACAGGCAGUGCAGAGGAACCGAUUCCAGACUCCAUCAUUUCUCGUGGCGUUCAGGUGCUCCCACGAGACACAGCCUCCCUCAGUACUACUCCUUCGGAAUCUCCUCGUGCUCAGGCUACAUCUCGCCUUUCUACAGCUUCCUGCCCGACACCAAAAGUCCAGUCCAGGUGCAGCAGCAAGGAGAACAUUCUCAGAGCCAGUCACAGUGCUGUCGAUAUCACCAAGGUGGCUAGAAGACACCGCAUGUCUCCUUUUCCUCUGACAUCUAUGGACAAAGCCUUUAUUACAGUCCUGGAGAUGACUCCGGUGCUUGGGACAGAAAUUAUCAACUACCGAGAUGGAAUGGGGCGAGUCCUUGCUCAAGAUGUAUAUGCAAAAGACAACCUACCCCCUUUCCCAGCAUCAGUAAAAGAUGGCUAUGCUGUCCGAGCUGCUGAUGGCCCAGGAGAUCGUUUCAUCAUUGGAGAAUCCCAAGCUGGUGAACAGCCGACUCAGACAGUAAUGCCAGGACAAGUCAUGCGGGUUACAACAGGUGCUCCAAUCCCCUGUGGUGCUGAUGCAGUAGUACAAGUGGAAGAUACUGAACUUAUCAGGGAAUCCGAUGAUGGCACAGAGGAGCUUGAAGUACGAAUUCUGGUACAAGCUCGGCCAGGCCAAGAUAUCAGACCCAUUGGCCAUGACAUUAAAAGAGGGGAAUGCGUUUUGGCCAAAGGAACCCACAUGGGCCCCUCAGAGAUUGGUCUUCUGGCAACUGUAGGUGUUACAGAGGUUGAAGUUAAUAAGUUUCCAGUGGUUGCAGUCAUGUCAACAGGGAAUGAGUUGCUAAAUCCUGAAGAUGACCUCUUACCAGGAAAGAUUCGAGACAGCAAUCGUUCAACCCUCUUAGCAACAAUUCAGGAACAUGGUUACCCCACAAUCAACUUGGGAAUUGUGGGAGACAACCCAGAUGACUUACUCAAUGCCUUGAAUGAGGGUAUCAGUCGUGCUGAUGUCAUCAUCACAUCAGGGGGUGUGUCCAUGGGGGAAAAGGACUAUCUCAAGCAGGUGCUGGACAUUGAUCUUCAUGCCCAGAUCCAUUUUGGCAGGGUUUUUAUGAAACCAGGCCUGCCAACAACAUUUGCAACUUUGGAUAUUGAUGGUGUAAGAAAAAUAAUCUUUGCACUACCAGGGAAUCCUGUGUCAGCCGUGGUCACCUGCAAUCUCUUUGUUGUGCCUGCACUGAGAAAGAUGCAAGGCAUCUUGGAUCCUCGGCCAACCAUCAUCAAAGCCAGGUUAUCAUGUGAUGUAAAGCUGGAUCCUCGCCCAGAAUACCACCGGUGUAUACUGACUUGGCAUCACCAAGAGCCACUCCCUUGGGCACAGAGUACAGGUAAUCAGAUGAGCAGCCGUCUGAUGAGCAUGCGCAGCGCCAACGGUUUAUUGAUGCUUCCUCCAAAGACAGAGCAGUACGUGGAGCUCCACAAGGGCGAGGUGGUGGACGUCAUGGUCAUCGGGCGGCUAUGA